CGACACGGCAAGACCACCAACAGGUUUUGGAACGAGCCAAGAGAAUGCGGACCAUCUUGUCUCCGCGCGAGACUUUCACCAAGUUCAUGUUCGACGAGGUCCUGAAAGAGAAGAGGGUCAUUUUCCUGGAAACCUUCACCUUCACGUACUGGGUGGGGAAGUUCUACAAGAGCAUGCCGCGCGGGGAGUUCUACAUGGCCAAGGAGACCGUCGUCAACCCGGCCAUGUGCAUGUGGAUAAACCGAAACAUGGACAGCUAUUUCAUCCGGGCCAUUCACGUGCGGAGCCGCUGGAUCACCGAGUCCGGUCUCCCUCAGCGGUGGAAGCACCUGAUGAUGGAACAGAGCCGGCACAACUCCAGCGGCGUGAUUGGGUCUCCGCUGCAGUCCCUGUCUAGCGUCGCGCCGCUCAGGCUUCAAGACGUGGCAGCUCUCAUGCAAAUACUUCUAGCGGGUUCUUGUAUAGCCCUGGCGGCUUUCCUCGUCGAAGUGGCCAGGCACCGCGCUCAGAGCCGCGCCCCAGUCACAUCUCCGACUUGAAGCGUGGAGCACACG
Molecule: messenger RNA, 554 nt
Organism: Ixodes scapularis (black-legged tick)
Lineage: Eukaryota; Metazoa; Arthropoda; Arachnida; Ixodida; Ixodidae
Exons: 2
Coding region: 45-539 (164 amino acids)
Source: RefSeq, a predicted model, not a curated record